UCCAAAGGGGUAUGAUAAAACAAAACCCAAAGCUUAUGAACCAUGAAAAAAUCCGAAGCACAAACGCUCCUCUGCACCCCCUUUUCUUCUUUCCCCAUUCACACGUAAGCCCAUAGAAAUAAUUCAUCUCUCUCUCUCUCUCUCUCUCUCCGUCAUUUUUCAAACAUUGAAUUGGGUCUUCUCCUUCUAUCUUCAUUUAUUGACUUUCACUUUCAAAAAGAAGAAAAUAAAGCUAUCAGUCAUAGAAAAGAUUUUAUUUUUCUUGAAAGCCUUUGAAGGAGGAGGAGGAGGAGGUUUAGAAAGAAGGGGGCUGGGAUGGGGUCGUGUAGCAGCCGACUAGGCUCGAACCCAUCAUGGGGGAGACUCAACCGCCGCCCCAAACGGCGUUCCAGACUCUCUUCUUUUUUCAUCUGCGGUGCCUCUUCAUCUCAUGCUCCUCUUGAGAUUGAAGAUUAUCCAGCUGAAAUUCUGGUGAAGUCGGCAGAUCACUCUGACCCAGUUAGCAACAUUGUCCAAAGUCCCUUGGAGGAAUCUGCUUUGAUAUGCAGUAUGGGAACAAGAUUUAGCAGCAUAGAUAGUGAAACUGGAAUUCCAGCUGAAAGCAGUUCUGCAGCCAGUCAGAAUUCCUCUGUUGCAGGUGGUUCUAGAGAUGUAGAAACUAGUCAUUGUAGGAAAUGCUUGACUGAAAAUACAGAGUUAGUUGCUUCUCAGGUAGAUGCUGGUUAUGAUCACGGUGAAUCUCAUAAGGAUAGUAGUACUUCAGCUAGCACUCCCUUUAUAGAACAACAGUCUUCAGAUCCUGUCUCAGAAAAUCUAUCGACUAAUGAGUGUGCAGUCAGAUUUGAAAAUGCAAACAAGGGUGUGUCUGAGGUCUGUCCUGAGCCAAGUAUUUUGUCUCCUCGAGGGCUUGAAGAUUCAAAUUCACACAGAAUACCUGUUGAGAAUGAGUCGGGUGAAGUAACAACAGUACGUAACUCUGGUUUUGCUUCUGCUCCUCAUGCCUCAGAACCAGAGACUUCUCACUCCAUCGGAGGUGAAUCCAUUAUAGAAGUGAUGCCUUCAGGUUUAGGAUUUCUCCUAUCUAAUAGGGAGAGGAGCCAGGGAGAUGGAAGUGUUCUUCAUGUUGAUCUCGUGAGUCUCUCUUCCAAUAUUUUAUCAGGUGGCACUGCUGAUACAAGUAAUCGUGAAUCCAGGAGGAAUAGCAGAAGAAUGUUUUCGGAUGCUUUUUCGAGACGCAGUUCCAGAAGAGUUAAUAAUUCCCAGUCCAUUUUUCUUUCAACAGAUGAUAAUAAUGAUCCAGGAUUUGAUAACAGAUGGCUCCUUGAUUUCGAUCGUGAUUUCUUUUAUGAUGGGGCUGCAGGUGAUUCUGGUUACCUCAGCAGUAGAAUUCAUAGAUUAAAUGAACGAAGACGACACUCAAGACUAGAGAAUUGGUUAAGGCUGCAUGGUGGACAUGAUGAAAAUCAUCGGCGAACUACAUUUUGUCCAUCUGGAAUCCACCCUGAUGGCACUUGCUCAUGUGAUUCUUCCCUGAUAACUGAUGAGCCUGGUGCUCGUGUAAGCAUAUCUCGAAUAGUUAUGCUUGCUGAGGCUCUAUUUGAGGUUUUACAUCGUCAACCAGUAUCACUUUCUCUAUCCAUGGUAUCACCGCCGGCUCCCGAAUCUGUAGUUGAUUCUUUCCCCCUCAGAAGUCACAAAAAAGCAAAUGUAGCUGAGGACGGGGAUGCUGUUGAACAGUGUCAUAUAUGUUUGGGUGAAUAUGAGGAAGGGGACCAAAUAAGAAUUCUGCCUUGCCAGCAUGAGUUUCACAUGUCUUGUGUGGAUAAAUGGCUCAAAGAGAUACACGGAGUGUGCCCACUUUGCAGAGGCGAUGUUCGUCAUGGUGGUGGGGAGUCUUCUGUCUCAAACUCUGAGAUUCCAUCUCUUUGAUGUAACUGUACAUAUGCAUGUAAAUACAGUAAUGGAUUCUUGUAUAAAUGUUAUAUCUAUAUUUAUUUCCUGUUUACCAUGUUGUAGCAUCUUUUUUUCCUCGUAGAUGUGGCCUAUGUGGAAUUAUUAAGUUUAGCAAAUUGAGGAAAUAGGAUCUUUUUGGCCUUGCAUUUUACUCAUUGAUGGCUACAUCUUUAAUGUAAUCAAUCAAAAACCAUUGCUGGGUUAUUAUCAAGCAGGAAUAAAAAUGAGUUUGAAA
This is a messenger RNA of Gossypium arboreum, 2188 nucleotides long. RefSeq lists its product as uncharacterized. Bases 316 to 1929 code for a protein of 537 amino acids. The transcript has 6 exons. Lineage: Eukaryota; Viridiplantae; Streptophyta; Magnoliopsida; Malvales; Malvaceae. The record is from RefSeq and is a predicted model, not a curated record.